AUGACUAGGCACAACUUGGAAGUUCAUCUCAAAUGGCUGUUGCAACAAGGCCCUGCGAUUUACCCCUCUUUAUCGCCAUCCGCACGCGAGAAUCGCAAUUCUACUCGAGAGAAUCACACUCAAUAUCAGCCGACUCCAGCGCUGAAUGCAACGGGUAACCAAGUUCCAGAAAUUGCAAUUGGGGACUCCCAACCCCUGCAGAAUAAUUCUGUCGACAAUGCGGACAAAGGACCCGAGGUAGAAUCGGACGAAGACAUGGCACGAUUGUUAUUGGCUCCGCAAUCUGCGAGCAAACCUCGACUAUUCAGUCGUUCUACAGGUGCUGUUACGGGAUCACCGUCGAAACCGAAUGGUCGUCCGCCUGCCCAAUCGCCUACGCGACAACGGGAGGUGCUGAAGAGUCCGGCAAUCAAAAGUACCCAAGGCGAUACGCUCUCUUUAUUCGACAGUGCUACCAAGACGACAGUGACACCAUCCCGGACGAGACAUAAGUUUGACGUCGAAUCUUCCACAUUCGACAUUGAUACUAUUGAUUUGACGGGCGAUUUUGAUAAAAUCACGGCAUCAUCAGGCACAGCAGAUGAGGUUGGGGAAUCGCACCGGCUAUGGAACGAAGAUGCGCCCAAUCGCAAAGAUUCUACGGAUAAGCGAGGCAAGAAGCGCAAAAGCGAGGAGUACAUUUCUGAUCUGGUAUCUCCAAGAAAGAAUGCUCCCAAGGUGCGCUCGCCUUUGCGCAACGGUGAGACUACAGAUCCUGUCCAGUCGGGUUUGACGCGCUCGACUAAAACCUACAUUACAUCUUCCCCGACAAGAAGCUUCAUUCGUGAAGCGUCACACUCUCGCUCUGGUGUCUUGAACCAUAUCAUAGCCGAUUCCGACGAAGACGGUAAUGAAACUCUAUUCGAUGAUUUGAUGAUUGACGAUGGUGCGCCCGUGAUGGAUAACAGUAAAUCUUUAUAUCCUGUUCUUCCUCAACACAUAUCUCCGGAGAAUAGUAAAAGAGGAAGGGUGGCAAAGAAUGCAAUGCACCGGUCUCCACCGACAUCAGAAAUUGAUCUCACUCCAUCUGUUUGCGAUACGUCUGCCAGCAAGACACUUACGAACCUUGGUGAUUCAGGCUUUGCUUGUGCUCUCGGGCCACUAGGGUCGCAGCCAAAGAACAGCGGUGUCACGAAGUUCUUAACUCUAUCCGCUGAGACUCUGGAUCAACGAAUCUCGGGUUUCGAGGAUACUCUAAGGAAGAAUUCAGAAAUCGUUUUUGAACAAGCCAUGAAGGGCGAGCCAGCCCCUGGAUUAAUUGCUGAGAAUAAGAGUAUUACAGCUCGGAUAGAAGCAAUUAAAUCCUUAAAGAGCAAAAAGGCUGCCUAUCACGCCUGCGAAUCAACAAGAGAGCAGCUGAAGAAAACACUCAUGCAAGUCAUAUCUCAAGGUGGUAGCCCGAAUACAAUGCCGGAGGAGCUCGAACAAAGCCGAAGAGCUACAUUGCAGCUAGAGCAGAUUGAGUCUGAUAUAGAACGCCUGCUUGUGCAAGCUGAUAUUCUACCGGUCUCAUUCUCUUCAAGUAAAGGGCCGUCUCAGCAGGGCUUAGAGCGUUUGCACUCGCCCCCUCGAUCAGUUAGAAACACUAACCCUAAGAAAACAGUCCACCCUCACGAUCCCGAAACCAUUGAGACUGCAUUUUCUAGACCUCUCUCAGGGCCGACCUCUCGUGUCUCUCAAGCCGACAUACCAUCACGGACAACAAACUCAUCGUUCAGGAGCGCCGGCUCUUGGCCUAAAGCCUUUGACUAUGAUGAACCAAUGAUCAGUGAUAAUGACCAUACUUUUACUCGUACCAUGGGAUCUCCGCCUCCGGCAGAACAUAUUGAUGAAUUUGACUUGGACGCUGAUGAUGAGGAAAUGCUCGAAGCUGCGGGUUUUCUUGACGAUGGCUACUCAGUUUCAACAGCUAGUAAUAGUCUCCAAACACGCAAGGUGUUUGCUGAAACCUCCGGAAACGUUGCCCGCACCCCUACCACACAGAAGUCGCAGACCCACAAUGGCCUAUGGCAUCAUCACCAGUGGUCAAAGGAUGUUAAAAGUGUUUUGAAGGAUCGUUUCCAUCUUCGAGGGUUCCGCCUUAACCAACUCGAAGCCAUCGAUGCCACUCUGAGUGGGAAGGAUACGUUUGUUCUAAUGCCGACAGGUGGAGGGAAGUCAUUGUGUUACCAGCUACCCUCUAUCGUCAAAAGUGGAACGACCAGAGGAGUCACAAUAGUCAUUUCGCCAUUGUUAAGUUUAAUGCAAGAUCAAGUUUAUCAUUUGCGCCAGCUCGAGAUAAAGGCGUAUCUGCUGAACGGUGAGACGCAGAAGACGGAACGGCAAUGGAUAAUGAGCACACUAUCGAGCUCAGCUGCGGAAGAUCACAUCGAGUUGUUGUAUAUCACGCCCGAGAUGAUCAACAAGAAUCAAACCCUCAUCCGUAACUUGGAAAGACUCAAUAAUAGCCGUCGACUUGCACGCAUCGUGAUAGACGAAGCUCACUGCGUGAGUCAAUGGGGCCAUGAUUUCCGUCCUGAUUAUAAGGAACUUGGAGGGCUCAGGGCUCAGCUGCCUGGUGUUCCAAUGAUGGCUCUAACAGCUACUGCCACAGAGAACGUGAAGGUAGACGUUAUCCACAACCUUAAAAUGGAAGGUUGCGAUAUCUUUACCCAGAGCUUUAACAGACCAAACUUGACAUACGAAGUGAGGCAGAAGAAGAAGGGUAACGAGCUUCUGGCUAGCAUAGCCGAUACGAUUAAAUCGUCUUAUAACAACAAAUCCGGCAUUGUUUAUUGCCUUUCGCGUGAUACAUGCCAGAAGGUCGCCAAGAGUCUUCGGGACGAUUACCGCAUUAAAGCAGAACAUUAUCAUGCUGGUAUGAAACCGGACGAGCGAGCCGAAGUUCAACAACGCUGGCAGACUGGUAGGAGCCAUGUCAUUGUGGCGACGAUCGCCUUCGGUAUGGGUAUUGAUAAGCCGGACGUACGCUUCGUGAUCCACCACAGCCUCCCCAAGAGUUUAGAAGGCUAUUACCAAGAAACUGGCCGAGCUGGCCGAGACGGAAAACGUUCAGGUUGCUAUAUGUAUUACUGUUACAGGGACACGAUGACCAUUAAUCGCAUGAUUGACAGCAGCGAUGGCAGUAAGCAACAGAAGAACCGACAGCGACAAAUGCUACGCAAUGUUGUACAGUUUUGUGAAAACAAAAGUGACUGCCGAAGAGUCCAAAUUCUUGCAUAUUUCAAUGAGUAUUUUCGCCGAGAGGACUGCAAUUCUUCCUGUGAUAAUUGCAAGUCAGACUCUGUUUUCGAGCUCCGUGACUUUACUCAACACGCGGCCUCCGUAAUCAAGGUUGUUCGAUACUUCGAGGAGUCAAAGGAGAAUGUGACAUUGUCGUACUGUGUGAACAUUUUCCGAGGAAGUGCAAAGAAAUUCAGGUCUCCUCAGCACAGACAGGCCCCGGGGUACGGAGAGGGUUCUUCGUUAGAAAUGGGAGAGGCGGAAAGACUUUUCUAUCACCUUCUUAGCGAGGGAGCUCUGUUUGAAGAAAAUGUGGUCAACGGCAGUAGAUUUGCUGUGCAGUACAUCAAGCUUGGACGUCGUGCCCCUGAUUUUGAGAGUGGCCGGCGUCGAUUACAGCUUCAUGUUAGAGUUUCACCAAACAAAAAAGCUCAACCCCCUCGGAAUGGAUCUCGGAAGGACUAUCAUCCUCAAUCCACGAACGUCUCAUCGCCUGUUCAAGCAGCGAACCAUCGUCGCUUAGCCCGUUAUCGAUACGAAGAAAGCUCUGAUAGUGAUAGAGAUAGUGAUGGCUUCGAGAGAGUUCGUAUAGCUGGCAAGCCGAGGCGUGAGAAACCGUUUACCCCAGGCCCACCCAUUACCCAGGAUUCCAGGUUUGACCGUCUUGACCCUCUCCAUAAAGCUGUAGCGGAGGAUUUCAUGGUUUAUGCAAAGAAUUACUGCCAAGAUCUUGUACUCAAGAAAGGCCUUCGCAAUCAACCAUUCACAGACGGGGCGCUGCGGGAGAUGGUCAUAGCCUUCCCCAAAGACCUGUCAGAGCUUUCCAGAAUUCCCGGAAUAGAUAAAGACAAGGUGAAUCGGUACGGCACUCAGAUACUCAAGCUCGUACGAGAUACGCAACGCCGUUAUGCAGAGUUGAAAAAGGAUCGUGAUGACGCCGAUGGUGUUGUUCCGGACCCCAACCAUCACAAUGUCAUCAAUCUCACCAGCGACAGUGAAGAGUAUGAUGAUGGUGAUAUUCUGGACGAUGCCUCAAACUUCGAUAUAGAUAACAAUGUCAUCUCUAGUCGAUAUUUCACCACCGAACCAAUUCCAGAAGAUGACUCGUCUGAUGGCCCUGGGGGAGCUAGCAGCUCCAAACCUCGGAAGCGUCAAGCCACCAAGCGAACUCGUCGAAAGAGUGGUGGCGAAUUUAAAGCCCGGAGCAAAACCCCAAGACCUAGAAAGAAAACAGCCAACCGCACUGAUAGCCGUCCUACCCGGAAAGGGUCAAAAGCAAAAGAACCUAUGUCCCGGAUAGGAAUGAUGCCUAUCUAG
This is a messenger RNA of Aspergillus pseudonomiae, 4578 nucleotides long. RefSeq names its product RecQ family helicase MusN. Gene Ontology annotation, biological process: double-strand break repair via homologous recombination; DNA replication. Gene Ontology annotation, cellular component: cytoplasm; nucleus; chromosome. NCBI's taxonomy places the organism in Eukaryota, Fungi, Ascomycota, Eurotiomycetes, Eurotiales, Aspergillaceae. The transcript is spliced from 4 exons. Gene Ontology annotation, molecular function: 3'-5' DNA helicase activity; ATP binding; nucleic acid binding. Bases 1 to 4578 code for a protein of 1525 amino acids. The record is from RefSeq and is a predicted model, not a curated record.